Molecule: messenger RNA, 942 nt
Organism: Penicillium diatomitis
Lineage: Eukaryota; Fungi; Ascomycota; Eurotiomycetes; Eurotiales; Aspergillaceae
Product: DUF3429 domain-containing protein
Exons: 4
Coding region: 1-942 (313 amino acids)
Source: RefSeq, a predicted model, not a curated record
AUGCUGUACCGCGCCUCUGCUGCCCGCUCCGUGCUCCGGGCUGUCUCGAGCUCCAAUGCGUCCGUAGCUCGAUCGGUGCUCGGCAACCCUAUCUUCAAGGCCCAGCUGACCUCGUCCGCUCGUGCCGUCCGCCCGGCUGUUAAGCCCAACUUUGCGCUCGCCAUUCACAAGCCCGUCACCACCGCUCUCAUCCGCCAUGCUUCUUCCUCGGCCAAGGACGAUGACGACGUUGACAUGAUGGCUGACGCAGCAGAGCAAUGGGCGAGUUCUAACGCAGCGGCUCCCUUCCAGAAAGUUAUCGGCGAGACCUUCAGCUUGAAGGAGGUCCCCAAGGAGGCUAUGGCGCUCGGCAUGGCCGGUGUCCUGCCUUACCUCGCGACCUCGCUUCAGACCGUUUACCUCUCCUGGGAGAUCAACCGCGCCGCCAAUCUCGGUGAGGGUCUGCUCUUCUCUGGCCAGAGCGCCGAGUUGAUGCUCCACAUGAUCGAGCCCAUCCAGGUUGGCUUCGGAGCCGUCAUUCUGUCGUUCCUUGGUGCUGUGCACUGGGGUCUUGAGUGGGCUGGUUAUGGCGGCAAGUUCGGCUACCGCCGUUACGCUGCCGGUGUCAUCGCCCCGGCUGUCGCUUGGCCUACUCUGCUGCUCCCCGUUGAGUACGCUCUGAUCAGCCAGUUCUUGGCUUUCACCUUCCUUUACUACAACGACGCUCGCGCUGCCGCUACCGGCCGUGCCCCUCACUGGUACGGCAUGUACCGCUUCGUCCUGACUUUCGUUGUCGGUGCCAGCAUUGUCGCCACCCUGAUUGGCCGUGAACAGAUCCAGCAGAACAUCGUCUCUGAGCACACUAUCAAGGACAAGAUCAAUGCCUUGAUGUUCCUCCAGAAGAAGGAGAAGGAGGAGGCUGAGGCUCGCCGUAAGGGUGAGCUGGCUGGCGACGAUGAGUAA